Messenger RNA from Hyaloperonospora brassicae, 1083 nucleotides. The record is from the annotation of a GenBank genome assembly. Lineage: Eukaryota; Oomycota; Peronosporomycetes; Peronosporales; Peronosporaceae.
AUGGAGACCAGCGCCGCGUGUCCGGCGGUCAACGACCUCGAGACGUUUGGCGUCCCCACUGCCGCGAACAACAGUUGCGAUCUGAUGACACACCGGACGCCCAAAGGUCCGUCGCACGACGUCGCUACAGUGGGCCAACGACGGGCAGAAGACAGUGCGAAAGAGGCGGAGGAGAGUGGGGAGAAACCUCUGGUCGGGGGGACGUCGGCUCGCACGCGAAGGUUCGCCUAUGCACUGGCAGCAGCGAUGCUCUUUGUUACGUUCUACAGCCACCCUAUGCACCAGCGAUAUCACGGCCGGGGCGGGAAGAACGUGUACUACGUGUGGUGGUGUGGGUGGCUCACUGCCGUUGCCACUGGUCUCGGGGCACUGCCGUUCUACUGGAUUCGAGACAUGGACAAGUACUGGCUCGGGAUCUGCAAUGGCUUGGCCGCCGGCAUGAUGAUGGCCGCAACGGGCUGUUUGUUCUACGAAGGAUGGUACCUCCCUCAAGCAGUGGACUACCAAGUGUCCGUGACCUACCGCCUCUGCUUGGGCGCGUUCUUGGGUGUCCUGUUCAUCAAGUUCACCAAGGUGUUUCUUGAAGACUAUGACGACGUGUCCGUGUGUGGACUAAAUGGCAUUGACGCGCGCAAGGCGCUGCUGAUCAUGGCGGUCAUGACGCUGCACUCCGUGUCGGAAGGGAUCGGCGUCGGUGUGUCGUUUGGUGGCGAAGGUGGCAUCCGUCGUGGCCACAUUGUGACCAUGACCAUGGCGAUUCACAACAUUCCCGAAGGCGUGGCCAUCAGCUUGUCGCUCGUGCCGCGUGGACUGAGUGUCUUCUACGCUGUGUUGUGGUGCAUCAUGUCUAGCGUGCCGCAACCCGUGUUUGCUGUACCAGCCUUCCUGUUUGUUGAACAGUGGCUGCCGAUCUUGCCUUGUGGUUUGGGAUUUGCAGGCGGCGCCAUGGCAUACGUGGCGGUGCAGGAGCUAUUGCCCGAGUCGCUUGAGGACACCAAGUCGAUUCCCACGACGAUAUCAGCCACUGCAUUUGCUUUCAUGGUGUUCCUGACUGUCCAGAUCGUCCUCAGCGGCUCCAUUUAG